GCACCUGAUCCGACACAGAGACAUCCUGCUGGGUGAGAGGAGCACUCAGAGUGAACCGGGAACUUAGCCCGUAACCUCCAGGAGAGGAGUCUCCACCCCUCUGAAAGCCCCCCCUGUGCAGGAGUGUUGGGCCUGGUGGAGCAGCAGGACCCUCUGACUGCAGAUACCAUGUCAGAUAGAGCAGUGAUGCCCCCCAUGGCCCCCUUUACAAGGGGCUGUAAAGAAAGAGCAAGUCUACCUGUCGGCUGGUUAAGGGGUCAGACGAGAGAGAGGCUGCCUGGUGUGAUGUACCUGCAGUACGGGGAGCAGACUCAGCAGGUCAAGCUGCCGGUGGAGCUCAAUGGGGAGGACGCUCUGCGGGCUCUCUUUGUCUCCGCCUUCCCUCAGCAGCUCACCAUGAAGAUGCUGCAGUCUCCCAACAUGGCCAUCUACAUCAAAGACACCAGCCGCAACGUCUACUACGACCUAGAGGACAUCAGGAACAUCACAUCCCACUCCUGUUUAAAGGUGUAUCACAAGGACCCUGCACAUGUGUUCAACCGCCAUGCCAGGCCUGAGGGGAAGAUCUCUAAAGAGGCUCUGUACGGCAGUCACAGUCCAGUCCACACCCUGUCAGCGUCCAGCCGCAACCCCCUGCACAGCCUGCAGGGCUCCAUGUCCCCCCCCAUGGUCCGCUCCAUGCCCUCCUCUCCCUCCAGGAGGCCGUAUGGUGGGAGCACAGGGAGUAGGACUGGGAUGGUGGAUCCAGGAAGCAGCAUGUUACCAGGGGGGGGGCGAUCCAGCUCCCUGAGCUCCAGCAGCAGUGCCAUCCUGGAGAGGAGAGACGUGAAGCCUGAUGAGGACGUUGGCAGCAGUAAGGCCCUGGUGGUGCGUGGUGAAGGAGGACCACAUUUCCCAGACUCCUAUUGCUCCUCCCUGCAGGAUGGAGGGGGAGGGGGUCGCUUCAGCUCCUCCCAGUGUAGUGCUCCCCCCUCUCUGCCUGCAGACAUGGUGGAUGCGGGGAUCCCAGGGGGGCUGCAGCAGUACCGGGCCUCCGUCAAACCCCUGCUGAUGGGCCACGGAGACAGCCUGCAGACCUGCUCCCUGCACAGGCAGAAGAGCAGGAAGUUUGGAGACAGCCAGCUUCCAUCGCUGGGAACCAAAACCCCGCCCCCUUCCCCUCACAGGGUCAAUGAAGUCAGGAUGAUUGGCAGACAGAUCAUUGGAGGCGUGAGCCUGGUGGCCUUGUCUCCAGAGAGGAUGUCUCCGAUCCGCCGGUCCCUCCGGCAGGACAGUAACGGAGCAGAAGUGGAGAUUGUCAACAGAAGCAGAGGAAGUGGCUCUUCCUCCUCUACCUCGUCUGUUUUUUUGGACAGCCCUCUGGGACAACCAGAGAGACUGCUUCAUGGUCAUGUGACCAACAGCAACCCCCAGAGUGAGAGAAUGAAAGCCAUGGAGGAGCAGAUAGCCAGUCUGGCAGGGCUGGUGCACAGUGCUCUGUCUAUGGGGUCAGAUGUUCCAGCAGUCAAGGCUCUCAGUGAGAAUGCUGAAUGCAAACAUCUCAAAAAUGGAGCUGGAGCAUCACCUGAGGUCCCUGUGGCUGUGAUUGAAAGCGUCUGCCCCGCCCCCCCCUCGGACAGUGGGCUGCAGCAGAGCUUGGUGUUAGCGAAGAGACAUGUGUGUGAUCUGCGCCUCCAACUCAACCAACUCAGACACUUACAGCUGUCAAACCAGGAGAGCCUGAGAUCCAUGCUACGGAUGGCGGGUGAAGAGCUGGUGGUGCUGAUGUGUGAUGGGCUGGUUCAGAGUGAGGAGGCAGCAAACAGACGGCUGGAGAUGGAGCGGGAGAGGAUCCACUACCUGACCGCAGAGGAGAGGACACUCAAACAGCUUCAGGAACUGGAGGACUAUGUGGAGCGUCUGCAGCGUAGCUCCGCUCCCAGUACCGAGCAGCUGUCCCUCACUCUGAGAGAGGUGGAGGAUGGAGCAGUUAACCUGUGGCGGGUUGGAGAAGCUCUGGCCCUCCUCAAAGGUGAGUUUCCAGAGCUGCAGGGGAAGCUGCGCUCAGUGCUGAGGCUGGAGGUGGAGGCGGUGCGUUUCCUGAAGGAGGAGCCUCAUAAGAUGGAGUCCAUGCUGAAGAGGGUCAGGGCCCUGACGGAGGCCCUCAGCUGUCUCCGCAGGUGUGUGUCAGAGUCAACCCCACCAGCCACAGCAGCUCAGGUGGAGACUCUGAACGUCCCGGGAACAGACCAGGGACCCGUGAAGACGCAGAGCCCCCAGAGCUCCCCCAAACCCCAGCCCCGAUCCUCCGUCAGACCUGCUCCACUCACCCCCUCCCUCCCUGGGGGUCCCGCUGAAGCCUCCCCCGUCAUGGCCCGCAGAAUGAACGCUUCCACCUCAGUGAAUCAGCCCCCCCACCACCAGCCCAGCCUCCCACUGACUCCCACCCAUGGGAGAGACUCCCCCUCUAUAGCCAAGGUGAGUCCUCGCAGCAGAGAGAGCAGCCCCGCCCUGCAGAGGAUGCCCCUGCAGCCCCCAACACAGGGGGGCCACACUGACCAGACUGCAGAGAGACGGACUCUAGAGGGCAGUCUGAGUGUACAGAUUCUCCCGCCCGCCACCAACACACACUGUAACCAGGACCUCCAGGAAGCACAGGCCAGCCUGAUGCAGUCUGUCCCUGCGCCAUACUCCACAGAGGGAUGCUCUGCUUCAGGACAGAGAGAUUCCACAGCCUCAGCGGAGCAGCAGGAAGUGAUACCUCCCCAGCUGAGGGAGUGUGUGGGCUCCACCCAGUUAGAUGCCCGAGACUCAGCUCCAUCAGCCUCGCAGCUUGUUGCAGUCGCUAUGAAGCCUCCACCCUCAGCCCCCCCCUCAGCCUCUCCCAAAACAGAGCACAGCGGCCGGCCACAGGUGGAGAAACCACGCCGCACCAGUGUGGACAAGGCCAUGAAGCAGAGUCCAGACAGGGGGGGGAAGUCUCCCCCUCCUCCCCCAACACGGAGGUUCCACGCUGUCAGCUCAGGACUCACCACCGGAAGCUCAGGAGAAGUGAUAUUCACCACGAGGAAGGAUCCGGGGGGAGCCAAGGAUGACAGUGAGAAAAAGCCUCCUGUGGUUCUUCAGCCCAAACCCUGGAGACAGCCCCCAGAGGUGAAACCCAAACCCACCAUCACCAUUCCUAAAGCCCCGACACACAGGGAGGAAGAGGAGGAAGACGAAAAGUUAAUGAAAGAGCUGCAGGUGACUAAAGCACUGUCAGGUAUUCAUUUGCCAGGUGGAAAUAAACAAUGGAAUGGAGAGAUGUCGCAGGUGGCCAAUCAGAAGCCUUCAAUGAUGGCAGCAUAUGAUUACCAGUCAGCUCCUCAGGUGGGAAUUUCAGGACAAAUUGAAGUUAGUAAAGAACAUGUACAUUCUCAGAAGAAAAAAGGACUGGAGGAGAGUCUGGUUAAACAAGGGCAUUCCCUAAACUGUGCAGCAGUAGAGAAGAUGUUACAAAAUGCUCAGACUGCCCAGAGGAAGGAGGUACCAACACCAACCCAUAAGAAAGCAGGCAAGGUGGAGGUUCUUACAGCUAUAACUUCACAUAAAGAAAAUGAUCUCACUUUGAAAAGUCCUGAUCAGAUUAAUAAGGAGUGUGUUGGUCAAAUGAGCUCACCUACCACAGCAGAAAAAAAGAAGGUCACCACCAUUGUUACUCUACAUAAAGAAACCAUUCAAGCCACUGACAUCACAGGUCCUGACGCCACAAAAGAAAAAGCUGUCAAAGAGAAACCAGCUGAGGAGAAGUCAAAUAUGACAGUAGCAGAAACAUAUGAGAAAGAAGACUCCCCCAAGGAUCGCUUGAUACAGUCCCAGGAGAAUAAACUCCUUAGCUUAGAUCAGUGUGUAACUUCUCCACAUGUCCCAAAAAUGUCCCCCUGCAGGACGGUCAGCCACAGCAGCAGGCAGCAGAACCUGCAGCCUUCCCAGGACACGACCCAGGACACAUCCCAGGACACAGAGGAAGGAGGGAAUCUGAGCCCUGAUAGUUUGGACAAUGAGGGUCGUCCUCCUCCUCCUCCUCCUCCUCCUCCUACUCCUCCUCCUACUCCUCCUCCUCCCACAGGUCAAAUCCACCUGAGAAUCACCAAGAACCACAGAGUGUUGGAUGGCCCUGACACACAGCCUGGGUCUGGGGACAGCAAUGGUGAACCCACUUAUGUCGCGUAUGAAAACCAAGGUUUUGAGGACAGUGAUGACUCUGAUAAGAAACCUAUAAUUGUUAUCAUGAAUGAGCCUAUGGACAUUCAGUCAGCCUACAAGCGUCUGUCUACCAUCUUUGAAAGUGAGGAACAUCUUGAUAAGAUUCUUUCUACAGAAAGUGUUGUGGAUGAAGAUGAGUUUCAUUAUGAAGAAGGCAAACAGGAAAUGAGAACAAUUGGCAACAGUGACAUCAACACAGGUUUAGAGAUCACAGGAAAUGGUCAGAUAUCUCUACACCUGCAACAAGAAAGACCUUCAGCAGGUAAUGGCACAAUACCUGAAAACCAGGACCAGGGUGAACCAGAUUUCCUUAAAAAGCCAGAGACCAAACGAAAGUUCAAAUUUAAGUUCCCCAAAAACAAACUGAGUGCAAUUAGCAAGGCCAUACGAACAGGGACGACCAAAACAGGAAAGAAGACUCUGGAGGUUGUUGUCUAUGAGGAAGAGGAAGAGAUAGUAUUGGCCAGCAAAUCAGCGAAGGAGACCAAGAAGCAGACAAAAGAAUCCAAGAGGUCUGAGACCAGCAGUCCCAGACAGGUCAACUCUGGUGAGAGAGACAUCCAGGUGUCCCUUAUCACUGUCAGCAGACACUCAAAGUCACAUGGCCGGGCAGAGAGGCCCUGCAACAGUACGCUCGACUCUAUUGACAGUCUAGAAGAGUCCAUUAAACAGCUGGAGAUCAGUGCAGACAGCAUGGCGGGCCCCCCCUCCCCCUGCAGCAUCGGGUCUUUACCGCCUCAGUCCCCUGAUUCUUCCUCGGACUCCACUGACAGAGCUCAGUCUAAAGUCAAACGGGAAAGGGAGAGAAGCCUUUCCAAGAGGCCAGCCUCUCAGGUCCUCAAGGUCCCCAAUCCACCUCAGAGUAAGAGGUCCAAACAACAGCCUCCACCUGACACAGGGAAAAGCUCCACCAUGAAACAGACCUACAGCUCCAGACCCCUCACCAGGUCCUGCCACACGACCUCCUCUAGCCCCCCAGAGAAGGCCCAUAAGGGCCCGAAGCAGCCCGGCCAGGCUGUCAGGGAAAGAGCCUCUCAGAUCCCCGCCCUGUCCCACAGCUCUGGGAAACAUCCCCCUCCUCCUCCCUGCUCAGACACCCCCCUGAGCUCCUCUGGGAAACCCUCUCUUCUUCAAAGUGUCCGUGGUCUCCUUCCUCGGCCCAGCCCUCCUCUUCCUCUCCAUCAGGCUCUCCCCCUGGCUCCCCCUCUCCCUCCUCCUCACGAGUCUUUAAUCCUGUCUCUGAAUCUGAGUCGUCUCCUCCCCUCGUCUAGCCACUUCUUCUUGCCAUCCCACCCUGACAUCCCCCCUGCCCAGGGGCCCCCCCUUGCCUUCACCUCCACCUCCCCACACAGCUACUACUUUUCUUCAUCCUACUCUUCAUCCUCGCCCUCCUCCUCCACCUCCUCCUCUCUGUCCCCCACCUCCUCCUCUCUGUCCCCCACCUCCUCCCUCCUCCCUCCUCCUGGGCCAAGGAGCAUCCAGAUGUCAGCGUCCAGCCUGCACUCUCCAGGCGGGAGGGGCAGGAAGCGCAGCGGAGGUCAGCAGGUCCUGCGACCGGGGGAGGGCUCCAAGGACGCAGCGUGAUGCUCCAUCAGGGGGAGGGGGGGGGGGUUAGCUUGUAGAACAAAUUUAAAAUAUCUGGCCAGAGUCCGUUUUAGUUCCAAAACACACUCGAGCCCGACCGUCACACAGGCAUGUUGCAUUAUGGGAUGUUUCAGCGUUGCCCAGGUGUGUCUUUAUUACUGUUUAAGUCAGCACAGAAAAGUGGAGCAUCACAGGGUGAGUCCACUAAAGAACACACUCAGCGUGACAGACACAUGAAGAGCAGCUUUGGAUUGGAUACCAUAGAUAUACAGUUUUGCGGGGGGGUCCAUUAUAGUGCUGAAUGAUUUGGGGAGAAAUAAUUAAUGCAUGUGAUAUGAUUCUAUAUAUAAAAAGGAAUGAUCAUUUUUGUGGCUAAUCAAAGAAAUAGAACCUAAAACGGUUUAAAAUGUUGGGAACCAGUAAGCCAAUCUUAAGGCAGGAACAAUGUCACUGAACGUCUGUGUUCAUUUGUUUUCUAUUUUCUUGUACUCCAAUAAUACAAUUCAUCGAGAACAA
This is a messenger RNA of Gymnodraco acuticeps, 6324 nucleotides long. Its product is annotated as sickle tail protein. NCBI's taxonomy places the organism in Eukaryota, Metazoa, Chordata, Actinopteri, Perciformes, Bathydraconidae. The record is from RefSeq and is a predicted model, not a curated record. The coding region runs from base 169 to 5808 and encodes 1879 amino acids. The transcript is spliced from 22 exons. Gene Ontology annotation, cellular component: cytoplasm.